AUGUCAGCGCUACUCAGGGAACCGGGAGAAAAAUCUCUCUCGACGCUCCUGGCCACACUUACCGCCGUCCUCGGCCCUACAACCUAUGUUUUUGCGACGCUUAAAGACGAGGCGAAUCUGCCGCCCGUGUCUGAGGUGCAGCUUUUCUUCCGCGAGGAGGAGGGCAUCACGAUAGUCACAAGCCUCGACUGCGCGAAAUCCCACAAUCUGGAGUACUUCUUUCCCUGCAGAAUGAUCACGCUCGGCGUGACGUCGAGUUUGGAGGCUGUCGGGUUCAUGGCGGUGAUUGCGACCAAGUUGGCGACGAGGGCCAUGGGCGUGAACCCCGUAAGCGGAUUUUAUCAUGACCAUCUAUUUGUUCCGCUCGGGAGGGAAAACGAGGCCAUGGAGGCGUUGAAGGAGCUGGCUGAGGAGAAGAGGAGUGCCACUUCCAGCCAGGAUUAA
Messenger RNA from Metarhizium album ARSEF 1941, 444 nucleotides. Its product is annotated as integron protein cassette protein. Bases 1 to 444 code for a protein of 147 amino acids. The record is from RefSeq and is a predicted model, not a curated record. The transcript has a single exon. Lineage: Eukaryota; Fungi; Ascomycota; Sordariomycetes; Hypocreales; Clavicipitaceae.